AUGUCUGCGUCACUUGCGCCAGAGUGCAACGAAGUCAAGGAACGCUAUGACACAUGCUUCUUGAAGUGGUACAGUGAGAAAUACCUCAGAGGCUCUGAUCGCGAGAAUCAAGAUUGUGCCGAGCUUUUCAAAAACUACCAGAGCUGCCUCAAGGUGGCUCUCAACGAAAGAGGAAUCAACAAGCUCGUUGAGGAAGCUCGAGAGGACAAUAAAGACAAUGAUGUCCGGUUACUGAGCCCUCCAAAAAAGUAA
Molecule: messenger RNA, 252 nt
Organism: Emericellopsis cladophorae
Lineage: Eukaryota; Fungi; Ascomycota; Sordariomycetes; Hypocreales; Bionectriaceae
Product: putative Mitochondrial distribution and morphology protein 35
Exons: 5
Coding region: 1-252 (83 amino acids)
Source: RefSeq, a predicted model, not a curated record